Wyeomyia smithii (pitcher-plant mosquito) is the source of this 1915-nucleotide messenger RNA. RefSeq names its product mitochondrial-processing peptidase subunit alpha. The record is from RefSeq and is a predicted model, not a curated record. The transcript is spliced from 4 exons. Lineage: Eukaryota; Metazoa; Arthropoda; Insecta; Diptera; Culicidae. Gene Ontology annotation, molecular function: metal ion binding; metalloendopeptidase activity. Bases 131 to 1744 code for a protein of 537 amino acids. Gene Ontology annotation, cellular component: mitochondrion.
UUGUCAAAUUCCAUCUGCCGUGCCGUAAACGAAUGUGUCGACUUUGAAGCAAGUUUUUUCGUGAUUGGAAAAUUUUAAUUAAAAUAUCAAAAUAACUAGCAACUGCUUAAUUCAGAACGUAGUACAGACAAUGUCUCUGCCAUUCAAUACCAAGAACAUAGCCAAAAAGCUGGUUUUGAGUAAAUGUUACAACCUUUGGCGACCUUACGUCAGUUCUACAACUCCAAGCGGGGACAGUCCGACAUUUAACGUUCCUUCAAAGGAAAUCGUAACGCCACUGCCACCGUUGUCAGAACCAAUUCCAGAUUUGGCCCCAGUUCAGUACGCACAGCCGGACGAUCAAAGCAAUGUCACACAGGUGACCCGGCUUCCGAAUGGGCUAAGGGUUGCGUCAGAAAAUCGUUUCGGUCAGUUUUGUACUGUUGGUGUUGUAAUUGACUCGGGACCUCGCUAUGAGCUGGCCUAUCCCAGUGGAGUUUCACAUUUUCUAGAGAAGCUCGCUUUCCAGUCCACGGAGUCGUUCGCAGAAAAGGACAUCAUUUUCAAGGAACUGGAAAAACACGGUGGAAUUUGUGAUUGCCAAAGCUCUCGGGACACAUUCAUAUAUGCGGCUAGCGCGGACAGUCGUGGGUUAGAAUCGGUCACCCGGAUAUUGGCUGAUGUAGUGCUGCGACCGAGGCUUGCCUCCAGCGAAGUGGAUCUUGCCCGACAGACGGUCAAAUUUGAGUUGGAAACCUUGGGUAUGCGCCCCGAACAAGAGCCUAUUCUAAUGGAUAUGAUUCACGCUGCUGCCUUCCGCGACAAUACCCUUGGGCUGCCAAAGUUGUGCCCAGCAGCGAAUGCCGACAACAUCGAUCGGAAUAUGCUGCUAGCCUAUCUGAGGCAUCAUCAUUCCCCAGAUCGAAUGGUGCUGGCGGGUGUUGGUGUGCCGCACGAUGAGUUGGUUCAACUGGCUGAAAAAUUUUUUGUUGAUAAAGCCGCAACUUGGGAAAAAGAAGAUAUUACGGCUAAGCAUCCGGCCGGUGUGGAUACUUCCGUAGCGCAAUAUACCGGUGGUUCGAAGCUGGAAGAAUGUGCCAUCCCGGUUUACGCUGCAGUUGGGCUACCGGAACUUGCUCAUGUAGUAAUUGGGUUACAGGGGUGUUCCCAUCAGGAUAAAGAUUUUAUCGCAGCUUGCGUGUUGAAUAUUAUGAUGGGUGGCGGAGGAUCUUUCUCUGCUGGUGGCCCGGGGAAGGGAAUGUACACUCGGCUAUACACAAAUGUUCUUAAUCGAUAUCACUGGAUGUACAGUGCAACGGCUUACAAUCACUCCUACGGCGAUAAUGGUUUGUUCUGCAUUCAUGCCACCGCUCCCCCAACGCACGUUAAAAAUCUUGUUGAAGUUAUCACUAAAGAGUUGUUCACAAUGCAAUGUCGCCCUGGAGAACAGGAAUUACGUCGAGCCAAAACACAGCUCCAAUCUAUGCUGUUGAUGAAUCUGGAAGCACGUCCGGUUGUAUUCGAAGACAUAGGUCGGCAAGUGUUAGCAACUGGAGAGCGAAGACGUCCAGAACAUUUCAUUAAAGAAAUAGAGAAAAUUACCGCGGAAGAUAUUCAGAACGUAGCCAGACGGUUUCUCUCAUCACCGCCAGCUCUGGCAGCCCGCGGUGAAAUUAAGGGCAUUCCCGAUGUAAAGGAUAUCCAAACAGCUCUAACCAGUGAAGGCCGAUUACCUGGUAACCGACGAUUAACGUUGUUCCGGUAAACCUGUGGCACAAUUCUAAACAGCCCAAGUUUAAUCCCAGUCAACCAGAAUCGAAACUGUGAGUAAUGUUAGGUUUAAUCAUUAUACUAUUUGAAAAUUGUUUAAAAUAUAAAUAUGAAAUCAGGGAAAUAUUUGUCUGAAAUAAAUUAGUCCGAACGAUUUCAGUUACAA